This is a messenger RNA of Drosophila pseudoobscura, 2556 nucleotides long. RefSeq names its product porphobilinogen deaminase-like protein l(3)02640 (gene Hmbs). Bases 471 to 2363 code for a protein of 630 amino acids. Lineage: Eukaryota; Metazoa; Arthropoda; Insecta; Diptera; Drosophilidae. Gene Ontology annotation, molecular function: hydroxymethylbilane synthase activity. Gene Ontology annotation, cellular component: cytoplasm. Gene Ontology annotation, biological process: heme biosynthetic process. The transcript is spliced from 4 exons. The record is from RefSeq and is a predicted model, not a curated record.
CCAACCCUUCUAUCGGCGGUCUGCCAGCUCCAAGCCCCACUGUUCUGCUGCUGUGCUGCGCCCCCAAUAUCUCCAAUGUCUUGCUGCAAUUCUUUUUGCUCGGACGUAGUAUCGGCCAGCGAAAAAUCCAAUUGAUUCUUGAAUCGAGUCGCCUUCCAACCGAUUAGUACAAAGCCAACGUGACAAUAAUCCAACUAUGUGUCUUGGAUAGUGCGUGCAUUUACGUUUUCAUUCAUCGUUCAUCAUCUGGGAAGACAGGCUCUCGCUCUCUCUCUCUCCCUCUCUCUCUCUCUACUGGCAUAUAUGCUGGCAACGUGUGACCCCGAAAGCUGUCCCCGCGCACACACUUUCACUUCUUCCUACUACUCCAAUCCACGACGUCCAGCCACCAACAACAAUACAACGAACAAAUAACCUAGCAUAAACAAAUUAUUGUGCAAUACUACUUAGUUAAAAUUUAACUUAAAAGCAUGUCUGCGCAGGAAAAGGUCAUACGAGUGGGGUCGCGGAAGAGCGAGCUGGCUCUCAUUCAAACCAAACAUGUCAUCGGCCGACUCCAGAAACUGUAUCCCAAGCAGCGGUUCGAGAUACACACCAUGUCGACGUUCGGAGAUCGUGUCCUUAAUGUUUCACUGCCCAAAAUCGGUGAAAAAAGUCUGUUUACCCGCGACCUGGAAGAUGCUCUAAGGAAUGGCGGUGUCGAUUUUGUGGUGCACUCGCUGAAGGAUCUGCCAACGGCUCUACCGACGGGCAUGGCCAUUGGGGCAGUCCUAGAGCGAGAGGAUGCCCGGGAUGCUCUGGUUCUGCGCGAGAACUUCCAGGGCCAUACGAUAGCCUCUCUGCCGCAAGGAAGUGUGAUUGGCACCUCUUCGCUGCGACGCACCGCACAGAUACGACGGCUGUAUCCCCAUUUAAUCGUUUGCGAUAUCCGUGGGAAUCUGAACACGCGCCUGGCGAAACUUGAUGCCGCCGACUCAAGGUUCGCGGGAAUUAUCCUCGCCCAGGCGGGUCUUGUGCGGAUGGGAUGGAUGAGCCGCAUCAGCCAGGUGCUGGAGCCCACCGAUCUCCUGUAUGCCGUCGGACAGGGCGCCCUGGCCGUCGAGUGUCGCGCAAACGAUGUCCAAGUGCUGGCGAUGCUGCAGAAACUCAUGUGCCUGAACACCACAUGUCGCAUUCUGGCGGAGCGGAGCUUCCUCAAGACAUUGGGUGGCGGUUGCUCUGCCCCGGUGGCUGUUUGGAGCAAUCUUCAGGGCGAACCCCUGAACGCCAACAGCCAGGAUGUGGGCCUGUCCCUCACGGGCGCUGUCUGGAGUCUGGAUGGUGCCAUUGAGAUCCGUAACCAUCUGUCGUGCGCCUUGAGCGAGAAGCCAACGGGGAAACGCGGAGCGCAGCAGCAGCUGCAGGAGCAGCAGGAAAACAGCAGCAGCUGCGACUCCCCGCCGGCCUGCAAGCGACCAAGGAAUGGGAACUGCAGCUCGGGCUCGGGCUCUGGCUCCUCCGAUUCCAACUCGAAUUCUAGUAGUCCACCCCGCCCGCAGGGUAGUCCCCCGGUGAUCUGUGAGGAUGUGGCCGCCUGCGAGGCUCUGGCGGGGUACAGCGUGGAGCAGCUGACGGAUCUGGCCAGCCAGUGCCCUGUUCUGAGCAACAACAACACUCUGGGCGCCAGCGGAGAUGCAGGUGGAGGUGAUGCCGACACCACCAAUGCCAAUCGGUGUCCGAUGCAGAGGGAUGUGAUCUCUCAUUCGGGGGGCGAUGCAGCAGGAGAUUCAGAUACAUCUUCCAAUGUCAACCCGACCCCCCACUGUCCCCUGCAGAUGCCAGUGGGCGUGGACUUUAUGGGCGAGUGCCCCUACGUGAAUAAUGAGACGAAGAUCUCGUAUGCCAAGGCCGGCAAGUGUCCAGUGACCCAUGCAGCAGCCGGGGCCGUACCUGCUCAACCGAUUCUUCCCACUCCGCCGAGCAGUCGGGCCAGCAUUGGCAGCAGCAUCGGUGACGAGGUGGACAAUGUGGCAACGGUGUCUUCCAAGUGCCCCUUCGCGGCCAUGCAUCAGGGCAGUGGCCUCGAGGCGCCACCCAAAGAGAGCGGAGCCCCGGCCAAGUGCCCGUUCCUCCAGAAGACGGUGCAAAUGUUCGACUACGCGGACGAGGAGCAGCCCAAGCCCCAGACGGUGCUCAUUGAGGACGUGGACAAUCUCUUCUGCGGCCUCUACCAGCAUCCAUGCUACAGCCGACAGGUGUACGAGCGAGCGAAUCUGCUGGGCAAGAACCUCGCCGAGGAGCUGAUCAAAAAGGGAGCCCUCGAUGUGAUGAAGAUCGCCCAGGCAGAGAUCCAUGGCAAGGUGGGGACCACCACGACAUCCUGAAGACGGGACAGCUGGCCUCCCACGUCACCAUUAUCGUUAUCAUCAUUUACAUUAAGUAGAAAAAGUGUAAUUAGAGAAUAUUCUAUGUUGUUUCCAUUUCCACAUCCACAUCCGCAUCCAAAUCCUCUUCUUAGACGUGUUUUUCUUCUGUUUUUUGCUGGGAAAUAUAAUGGAAAUCAAAUGCAAAAACCAA